Messenger RNA from Spodoptera exigua (beet armyworm), 1260 nucleotides. Lineage: Eukaryota; Metazoa; Arthropoda; Insecta; Lepidoptera; Noctuidae. The record is from the annotation of a GenBank genome assembly.
GCCUUAGCAUGUGCGUAGAUAAAGGUAUAAAUAGGAUUCCAUUUGUUUACAUUAUUAAUCGUAUUAGUCCUCGAAAAUUAUUGAUUGUACUACAAUGAUGGCACAUGUACAUGCACGCUUUAUACAAUGGUAUUGUUUUGUUACAUCAUGGACCUUGCGGAUAAAAUGUGCGAUCAAAUCAGUGAUGCUAUCUUAGACGCACAUUUGAGGCAAGAUCCUGACGCUAAAGUGGCAUGCGAAACCGUAACAAAAACCGGGAUGGUGUUAUUGUGUGGUGAAAUCACUUCCAAAGCCAAUGUUGAUUACCAGAAGGUUGUGAGAGAGACAGUGAAGCACAUUGGUUAUGAUGACUCCUCUAAAGGUUUUGAUUACAAGACCUGCUGCGUGAUGCUUGCGUUGGACCAGCAGUCACCAAACAUUGCCGCUGGCGUGCAUGAAAACAGAAAUGAUGAUGAAGUUGGGGCUGGAGACCAGGGUUUAAUGUUUGGAUAUGCCACAGAUGAAACAGAAGAAUGCAUGCCUCUCACAGUAGUACUUGCACACAGACUUAACCAAAAGAUCGCAGAGCUGCGGCGAAAUGGUGAAUUCUGGUGGGCUCGUCCAGACUCCAAAACUCAGGUGACAUGUGAGUACGUGUUCGCUGGAGGCGCUACAGUGCCACAAAGAGUUCACACCCUUGUCGUCUCCCUACAACACUCCGAAAAGAUUACACUGGAGACCCUGCGUGAAGAAAUCAGAGAGAAGGUCAUUAAGGAAGUGAUUCCUGCCCACUACCUCGAUGAGAGGACCGUGAUUCACAUCAACCCUUGCGGUUUGUUCAUCAUUGGAGGACCCCAGUCGGACGCAGGGCUGACGGGACGUAAGAUCAUCGUGGACACAUAUGGUGGUUGGGGCGCGCACGGAGGUGGCGCCUUCUCAGGCAAAGACUUCACCAAAGUAGACCGCUCCGCCGCCUAUGCUGCGCGCUGGGUCGCUAAGUCACUCGUUAAGGCCGGACUUUGCCGCCGUUGCAUGGUGCAGGUUGCCUAUGCUAUCGGCGUGGCUGAGCCACUGUCUAUCACGGUGUUCGAUUAUGGCACCUCACACAAGACCCAACAGCAACUACUUGCCAUUGUACAGAAGAACUUCGACCUCCGACCAGGCAAGAUUGUCAAGGAAUUGAACCUGAGGGCACCAAUAUAUCAGAAAACCAGUACUUAUGGCCACUUUGGACGAGAAGGCUUUCCGUGGGAGAAUCCCAAACCAUUGGUUGUAGAAUGA